Molecule: messenger RNA, 3114 nt
Organism: Paralichthys olivaceus (Japanese flounder)
Lineage: Eukaryota; Metazoa; Chordata; Actinopteri; Pleuronectiformes; Paralichthyidae
Source: RefSeq, a predicted model, not a curated record
UACUACGCAGUGCUCUACCCGAUGAUCUACCCCAUGAAGAUCACAGGAAACCGGGCCGUCGUGGUCAUCGCCUACGUGUGGCUCCACUCUCUGAUUGGCUGUGUGCCUCCUCUGUUCGGCUGGUCCUCCUUCGAGUUUGACUGCUUCAAGUGGACCUGCGUUGCGUCUUGGCACAGAGAGCCGAGCUACACAGCCUUCUGGGUCAGCUGGUGCAUCCUCCCGCCGUUGAUCAUUAUGCUGGCCUGCUAUGGCGUCAUUUUCCGCGUUGCCCGCAUGAAAGCUCGGAAAGUCCACUGCGGUACGACCGUAGUGGCUCAGGACGACUCCACUGGGGCUCAGAGGAACGGACGCAAGAACUCCAGCACCUCAACUUCCUCUAAUGGAAGCCGGCGGAGCCUUGUGUACGCAGGGAGCCAAUGCAAGGCCUUUGUCACCAUUUUAGUGGUGAUAGGCACCUUCCUGGUGACGUGGGGGCCGUAUGUCGGUGUGGUGUGCACCGAGGCUCUGUGGGGACAGGGGAGUGUAUCUCAGGGGCUGGAGACUCUGGUCGCAUGGCUUUCCUUUUGCAGCGCCGCGUGCCACCCGCUCAUCUAUGGUCUGUGGAAUAAAACGGUGAGGAAGGAGCUGCUGGGGAUGUGCUUCGGAGACCGCUACUACAGAGAGUCGUUUGCUACCCGGCAAAGGACGUCCCGACUCUUCAGCAUCUCCAACAGAAUCACAGACUUGGGUAUGUCUCCGCACCUGACGGCCAUGUUGGCUGGUGGAGGGCAUCUGUUGGCCCCUGGGAGCAGCACAGGAGAUACCGGCUUCAGUUUCACUCAGGACUCGUGCACAGACGUGAUGCUGCUGGAUAACUUCUCUGUUGACGGCUCCUCCCAACCACAGCAGCACGGGAAUCUGUCCGGAAAGAGGAGGAGCUCAGUCACAUUUGAAGACCAGGUGGAGCAUUCCAAAGCUGAAAGCCACAACGCAUCCUCGGUCCAAGUCCACGCAGAGGUGCACAAAUCUCUCGACACUUUUGCCUCCUGCCUGGCGAAGGCCAUAGAGAGUGACGCUAAGCUCACUCUGUUUGGCGAGGGCCUGGCUCUGCCAGGGGGACUGUUUGUGACGAGGGCGGUGCCGAGACCCAGAUACUUGGACGGUCAGAGACUGAGGCUGGAGAGCAUUGAUGAAGGGAUCGUCAAAGACGACAGAGAUGAAGAAGAGCGGGACGUGGAGGAGAAACCUGCAUGAACGAUGCGGCUCGUCUGGUAACUUGUCAGACAUCAUUCCACUAUACUCAGUUUAUUAUCAGUGAACUGUGCUGGUUUCACACCCUCGGCACUAUUAUGUGACCUGUCAGAGCGGAGCCUGUCCUGCUCUGUUCUGCAGAUGAUAAGGUCUCGGACACCGUACUUGAAAUGAUAAGAGGUACGUUGACACUUGACGACACGCACCAGCAGUUUUUUUCAAAGCUUUUAUAUGGAUUCAUGUCAUCACAUAGGAGGCCUUACCCACUGUCUGAAUGGUCUGAUGUAGGAAGUAGUUUACUACAUAUUAUUAUUGUUAUUGUUUGUCCUCAGAAUCAACAGGAACGUAUGCGACAUCAGGACUGAGCUGUAUGAAACAAAUUCUAUCUAACACCGUGAUCAGGUCCAUUUCAAACUUUAUUAACAUACAGACAAGUUUGUUUGGAGCUCAGUUUGUCUGUUGUCUAGAAACAGAUCAGGAGCCAAUUUGUGCUUGUACUGCACUUCAGUAGUUCACAAACCCGCUGUGUAUUAGUUUGAAUGACAAGAACGUGAUGCUCAGGGGGAUUAGAGGGUGUUUUCAACAUCAAUUCAAUAUCUGCAGAUUAUUUACAUGAUUAUUUAUUUGUCUAUAAAAUGACAGAAAACAGGAGGAAAUUCCUGUUAUACCCAACUCUACAUAACAUAUAGAAAUUCAGUUUACUAGCAAAACAGUUGAAACCAUCAAACGUUUGGUGUUGUUGCCUAAAUAAUUCAAAUGAAUUGGUGUGAAUACAGAAUGAAUUGGUGUAGAAACAGAUGGAUUGUGUUCGUACUGCUCAGCCCUUAGCUUCACUAUAUCAACACAAUCUGUGGCCCAACAUCUCCAGUGUUAGAAAAGUAUAUAAAGUGUGUUGCCUGUUGUGUAGACAUCUGCAGGGACAGCGCUGACAUUUCAUGCUUAUCUGCGACAGACGACUGUGGAUGUACCACAGUGAUUGCACUUGAACGUGUGGCACCUGCUCGUUCCCACAGAAACCACUCUGGUGUCACGUUGGAGGAGGUGAUUCUUACUGUUAAGUCAGUUUUAUUUCAUAUGUAAAGCAGAAUAAUAGCAGAUUUGGAUGAGGUAAGAGGAGAACAGAGUUAUAUUAAUGGCAACACAUUAGCAAGGUCCCACGUUUCAUAUCGUGGAGCUACUGUGACAACGUCAGAAAUGAAUGACUGUAUUUUCCUUCAUCGGUCAUUAAAAGUCAACUCACUGAAAAAUAAAUUGAAUGCAUUGUUGAAUCAGACAGGUAAAGUCUUAAUGAAAAGUAAAGGUCUUUAACUACAAAGAUUUCUCUUAUUAUGUAGUCGGCUCAUGUACUUUUACCUCAGUUUCUAUGCUCCACCCUUUCCUUCACUGUCAUUAAAGGAAGUCUGAUAUUUAUGAGUAGAGCACGACUUCAGUGCUUCAGUCUUACCUCGUAUUUUCAUACUAUGUUUGCACAGGUACUACUUUUGUAAGAAAAAGCUGUGUGUGAUGUAACCUUUUGAUUUUUACUAUACAGAAAGUAUUAAUACCCAUAUUUGCAUUAAAGUUUUGUAUCAAGAUUCUUAUAUUAAAAGUUGUUGUUUUUUUAACUUAAAAAUAUCUGCACAAGGUUUUCGUACUUGUUAUGAGCUGCUGGGAUUUGAAACACAUCUGCAAUUCAGAUUAUUACCAAAAGCCUCAGAAAGUUUGAAACUCUUUCUGAGAUGCUUUUUUUUUCUUGUCUGUCACAAAGGAUUUCCUUAUUGACAGAUGAACUUUGUUGUAUUCUGUAGUUUCAUAUAUAUCUUGGUGACUCUUGAUGUGUGGAUUUAACCACUUCAGGAAUCUAAUGUGCAACCAUCGUUUAAAAAAAAAGCAUUUUAAUUAAUU